Molecule: messenger RNA, 1098 nt
Organism: Rhododendron vialii
Lineage: Eukaryota; Viridiplantae; Streptophyta; Magnoliopsida; Ericales; Ericaceae
Exons: 3
Coding region: 228-746 (172 amino acids)
Source: RefSeq, a predicted model, not a curated record
GACAAUGUAAAUACUGAUCGGCAAUUCUUGAUCCCAUUAGUUACGUGGCAGAAUAUUAUUGGUUAUAAACCUUUCACGCGGAUUGCUAAACUUAACAUCUAUACCGUCCAUUUAGUUAAUCCAACGGAGGAGGAUCGGCUAUAGAGUACUAUAUAUACUCCACCUAAAGCCCUCGAAACGUGUGCACAUCUUCUCCCUUCCCUCUCAGAUCUCUCCUCCCUCAGAAAAUGUCGACCGUCCCCAUUCCCACUCCUCAGAAGUUGAAACAGUUGGUCGGAAGUGAAGCCACGAGGGAACUUAACCUCAAAACCCUGAGGACGGCGCUCAAGAACGCGAAGAAAAAAACCUCCGCUGCAAAAACGGAUGUAUCUCGGCUCCAUGAACGCUUCAAGGUCGUUGGUGCGGUGUUUACACGAGAUGAGUACGUCGAUAUUGGUGAGGAAUUCGAAACCCUGAUCGUUAAGCAGAUGAAAGCCGAUGAGGAAUUGAAGGCGGCCAACGAGCGGGUUUUUGUCGAGGAAGGAUUGAAAAAACAGGAUCAGUUGGCCAUAUUGGAGGAGGUGGCUGCUCUCCGACGGGCUCCUGCUGUAGCUGUUGCAAAUGUCUCAGAUGCUGCCUUCCUGUGGAUAAAGCAUGUUGUUGUUGCAAGGCUGGUGAUGGCGCCCGGGAGUGACCCCGACGAAGUUGAAGCCGUGAGGGAUUUCUGCAGGAUUAAAAAUUGGAAUGCCAUGGGAGAUGUUCAGUGAUUGUAGGGCUCUACACUUGCGUGUCGGAGCUAUAGAGUAAGAAACAACCAGAUGUGACGAGGCUUUUGCUGAGUGUGAGGUGCUGGGAUAUUGCUAGCUUCCUUCUACUGUGUGUGUCAAGUACCCUACUCGUCCUGCUAACGCUAGCUUCCUUCGUUGGUUUUUUAGUUUGUGAUUUUGUUGUUCAUUGCUGGUGCCUAUGGACAGGUACAGUCCUGUUUAGAAUUGGUGUUUGAUUAUGACCAACAGAUGUGAAAAGGGGUAAAUUUUCGUUGGUGUCUUAUACACUAUAUAGUUUUCUGAUGGAUUCUUGAUUUCUUCACCUUUAGUGAUUGUGGACCUGAUUGACCAA